This is a messenger RNA of Phragmites australis (common reed), 1885 nucleotides long. RefSeq lists its product as uncharacterized. The transcript has a single exon. Bases 617 to 1741 code for a protein of 374 amino acids. The record is from RefSeq and is a predicted model, not a curated record. NCBI's taxonomy places the organism in Eukaryota, Viridiplantae, Streptophyta, Magnoliopsida, Poales, Poaceae.
UCACACCGAUGCGGAUAAUCCCAGUUAGUUCCAGCCUAUCUAUCAGAGCCAUCAGGAGCCGCUUCCCGGCCGGCACUGACAUGAGAGAUUCUAAGCGGGCAAUCAUUCCACCCACUUGACUCGGCCGGGGACUCCACGAGGACACGAACCCACGACUCCCAACCGAAACGCGCGAGUCAUUACGCUUUACGCGCGGACAAGGCGGGCGCACGCCCAUGACCCGAAACGCUCCCCCGUUACUUGCACGGCUUAAAGCGUUUCCUCCCACCUCACGUCGCACCGAGCCUCGCCUCGCCUCAGAUCUCGCCGAGCCGUUGUUAGCUCUAGCUCGACCUCCCCACCUCACCGACGAGCUUCCCUUGUCUCCCUCCAGCAUUUGACUGACCCCAUCCACGCUUGGAUUGGUGGCCGGUGGCGACGCGCCCGGCUACCUAUCUAUUCCUCUGAACUGGUCGCAGCUGUUCGACUGCGCAGUUCCUGGUCCAGCUGCUUUCUCUCUCUCUCUCUCCGUCUGUGUCAAGGGAUGGUCCAGGGAGCCAAGAAGGCUCUGUGCCGCCAUUGAGCAGUGCCUUCGUGCUGCCGAAUUCGUGGUUAUUUUCUGGAUUGGCGUGGUUAGAUGGGUUGCACGGGGUCCAGGCACGCGCUGCGCGGCGGCGUCCGGGGUGGCCGGUCGCCAUACGCGAGGAGCUGCUCCGGGCCGGUCGCCGGGACCGUGCACCACACCGUCGCGCUCAAGUCCUCCACGCUGGGAUCGCUCAGCCUCGACCGCGACGAGGAGAUGAUGAAGUGGCGCGACGAUGGCGGUAUUGGUGCGGCGAAGACGCCGCCGCCGAAGCAGCAGCUGGUCAGGCGGCAGAGGCAAUUGCUGGGCUCGCCGGCCAAGGCGUCAGUCCGCGAGCCUGAGGUGAUCAACGUGUGGGAGCUCAUGGACGGCCUCGACGACAAGGACGAGGAGGGCGACGCUGACGGCGAGGAGCGGUCGGAGAAGUCGGCGCCAGGAUCGCCGGAGUUCGAUCCGGACGUCAUCGCCGCGUUCCGGAAGGCGCCUGAUGAGUUAUCCCCGCCACAGGACAACCCGGGCAACGAGGACGGCGUCAAGAAGCUUGACGGCCCGGACAUCGAGGAGGAGGGCGUGAAGAUCAAGCGCGAGAUACAGAAGUUUCCCGGCAUCGUGCGCGCCCGGGUCAGCGCGUUCCAGCAGAGGAUCGACGCGAAGCUCACCAAGAUGGCGGCACCGCAGCCGCCGGGUCCCCCGCCCCCGCCGGAUAGUGCCCGGAAGGUGGUGCUGUACCUCACCAGCCUCCGCGGCAUCCGCAAGACGUACGAGGAGUGCUGGGCCACGAAAUCCAUCCUCCACGGCUACGGCGUGCGCGUCGACGAGCGGGACCUGUCGAUGCACGCGGGGUUCAAGGACGAACUCCACGCGGCGCUGGGCUCAGCGGGCAAGCUCCCGCAAGUGUUCGCGGACGGCAAGCACCUGGGCAGCGCAGAGGAAGUGCGCCAAAUGCACGAGGCAGGGGAGCUGCCCAAGGCGCUGGAGGCCUGCGAGAUGGCGCCGCCGAGCGCCGCCGGCAAGGGCAUUGCGCUGGAGGCGUGCUCCGGCUGCGGCGGCGUGCGGUUCGUGCCGUGCGAGGAGUGCUCCGGCAGCUGCAAGGUGUUCCUCGAGGAUGUGGGGAGCUUCAGACGGUGCCCCGAGUGCAACGAGAACGGGCUAGUGCGGUGUCCUCUCUGCUCCCUGUGAAAUCUCAGAGUUGCUGUGGGAUUUGUAGUGUGGUCUUGCAGGAUGGCCGAGGAGUGUUCUUCGUUUGUAGUAGUUCAGAUUUGUACAGAGAAGUUAUACGUCUGUUACUUUAGGACUGAUGAAAUAACACGUUGAUUGUAUUUA